Closterium sp. Yama58-4 is the source of this 1881-nucleotide messenger RNA. Lineage: Eukaryota; Viridiplantae; Streptophyta; Zygnematophyceae; Desmidiales; Closteriaceae. The record is from the annotation of a GenBank genome assembly.
AUGGCGUCCACGUCAGCUUUCAAGUUCCUGAGUCAGCUCCCUGCGCCUAAAAACAAGAGCGUUUACGACGCUUCCUCAGACGCCUGGUUCGCGAAUCGCGACAGAGAUCCAGAUGCCGCAGUUGGCGGAGCAGCAGCAGGGGGUAAGAUUGUCCCUAAACGCCAGAUACCUCCUUACGGCAAGAGGCAAGGUUUCGUCCCGCGGCGCGUCGAGGACUUCGGCGAUGGCGGCGCGUUCCCCGAGAUCCACGUGGCGCAGUAUCCGUUGGAUAUGGGUCGGAAACAGGAGAAGGUCACCAACAAGGUGCUUCCUGUGACUGUAGACGGGGAAGGAAAUAUCGCGUACGACGCUAUAGUGAAGCUCGGGGAAAAUUCGCAGAAGGUGGUGUACAGCCAGCACAAGGACCUUAUCCCGAAGAUUCAGGACGAGGAUUUGGAGGCGCUUCGGGAAGAAGAGGACGAGGAUGAGGCGAAGGAAACGGCGGAGCGCACUAAGGCAGCCAUAGAUAAGAUUGUCACGGCUCGGCUCAGCGCGGCUCAGCCUAAGAACGUCCCUGGCAUUUCCAAGACCCCACAGUAUAUCAAAUACACUCCCGGUAUGCAGAAUUCGGCUCACAAUUCCGGCGCGAAGGAGCGCGUUAUUCGUAUGGUCGAGAUGCCGGUCGAUCCGCUUGAGCCUCCUAAAUUCAAGCACAAGCGCGUCCCGAAAGCGUCCGGCUCGCCGCCGGUCCCGGUGAUGCACUCGCCGCCUCGACCGGUUACGGUGAAGGACCAGCAGGACUGGAAAAUCCCGCCUUGCAUUUCCAACUGGAAGAAUCCUAAGGGGUAUACCAUUCCGUUGGAUAAGCGUCUCGCGGCCGACGGACGCGGGCUGCAGGAGGUGCAGAUUAACGACAACUUCGCCCGCUUGUCCGAGUCGCUAUACGUGGCGGAGAAUAAGGCGCGCGAGGAGGUGGAGAUGCGGUCUAAGAUCCAGCGGGAGAGGAUGCUUCUAGAGAAGGAGAAGAAGGAGCAGGAGCUCCGCCUGCUGGCGCAAAAGGCGCGCAUGGAGCGCGCAGGCGGAGGCACCGGCGGAGGCGGAGGCGGAGGGGCUGGCGCAGGCGCGCUGGCUUCCCGGGAGGCUGCCGCGGGCGGAGCGGAAGCCGGGUACGGUCGGGCGGAAGGGGACGAGCCCCGGCGCGGGGAGACGCGGGAGGAGCGCGAGGAGCGGAUGCGGAGGGAGGAGCUGCGGGAGGAGCGGCGCAGGGAGCGGGAGCGGGAGCGGCGGCUGGAGGCGAAGGAAGGCGCGGGCGGAAAGAAGAGCAAGCUCACGCGCGACCGCGACCGCGAUAUCAGCGAGAAAAUGGCGCUUGGGCUCGCGAACGUGGGCGGCGCCGGCGGCGGCGGGGAGAUCAUGUACGACCAGCGGCUUUUCAACCAGGAGCAGGGUAUGGAGUCCGGUUUUGCCGCGGACGACACGUAUAAUAUCUACGACAAGGGUCUGUUCAACCGCGAGGGCGCAAGCGGACUGUAUAAGGUGCGCAAGGGGGUUGACGAGGAGGUGUACGCGGGGAGGGGCGGCGGGGAGGAGGGCGGAGCGGACGCGCUGCUGCGCACGGAGCGGUUCAAGCCGGAUAAGGGCUUCGCGGGCGCGGCGGAGCGGGGCGCGGGCGGCGGCGGCGGGGCGCCGCGCGACGGGCCUGUGGAGUUCGAGCGCGACGCGGCGGUUGAGGCGGAUCCGUUCGGGCUGGAUCAGUUCUUAACGCAGGUGAAGACGGGGAAAAAGGCGCUGGAUAAGGUGGGCGCGGGCGGAACGAUGCGCGCGAGCGGAGGCGGGGGGAGCUACGAGGCGUACGAGGGGGGAAGCUCGCGGAACCGCGUGGAUUUUGAGCGGGGGAGGUGA